Molecule: messenger RNA, 1236 nt
Organism: Gymnogyps californianus (California condor)
Lineage: Eukaryota; Metazoa; Chordata; Aves; Accipitriformes; Cathartidae
Product: hyaluronidase-like
Exons: 3
Coding region: 626-1024 (132 amino acids)
Biological process (GO): hyaluronan catabolic process; carbohydrate metabolic process
Molecular function (GO): hyalurononglucosaminidase activity
Source: RefSeq, a predicted model, not a curated record
CGCCGAUGUCUUCCUCCCCCUCAACUCCACCAGCUUCCAGCUGCGGCGCCGGGACGGGGACCACCCCCAGCGCCCCCUCUUCUGGGCCGAGGGCCAGCCGUCCUCUGCUGACACCCUCUUCCUACGGCUCCGCAAUUGGGCCUCCGUGGACAUCUACCAGCAGAAGUCGGAGGAGCUGGUGCGGCAGCAGCACCCGCAGUGGCCCCCCGAGCUGGUGAAGGAGACGGCCAAGCAGCAGUUGGAGCAGAGUGCCCGCAACUUCGUGGAGCAGACCCUGCAGCUGGGCAAGACCCUCCGUCCCAAUGGCUACUGGGGUUUCUAGGGCUUCCCCAACUGCUACGACGACGACUUCGACAGCCUGCCCUACACCGGGACGUGCCCGGUGCUGGAGCAGCAGAGGAACAAGGAGCUGCGGUGGCUCUGGGAGAGCAGCCGGGCGCUCUACCCCAGCAUCUACCUGCCCCCCUGCUUCAACAGCACCAGCAAGGCGCUCGCCUAUGUCCGGCCGCGCGUGGCCGAGGCUUUCGCCGUCCAGCGCGGCGUCCUCGACCGCGGCAUCCCCGUCCUGCCCUACUCCCAGAUCGCCUUCGACCACACUGUCGACUUCCUCUCCCAGGAGGACCUGAUGAACACCAUCGGGGAGAGCGCGGCUCAGGGCGCCGCCGGCAUCGUCCUCUGGGGCAGCCUCAACUACAGCACCUCCAAGGAGAUGUGCCUGAGGCUGAAGGACUACGUGGAGGGGCCCCUGGGCCACUACGUCGUCAACGUGACGGCCAGCGCCGAUCUGUGCAGCCAGAGCCUGUGCUCCGGCCAGGGCCGCUGCGUGCGCCAGGAGAACAAGCGGGGCUUCCUCCACCUCGACCCCUUCCGCUUCGCCAUCGACCUGCAAGCCGGCAAGCCCUGGCUGGUGGCCCAGAGCCUGGAGUCCGGGGACAACGUCUCCCGGCUGGCCGAGGAGUUCAGCUGCCAGUGCUAUGACAAGUGGCAGGGACCCCGCUGCGACACUCAGGGCUUUGCCGAGUGACCUCCCCGCCCCGUGCCGGGGACACCGGGGCGGGCAGGGUGACACCACCCCACACCCCAGCACCUUUGCCGUGGGGUUGGGAACCUGACCGCGAGGCUGCUAAUAAAACUGGUAGGCACCCGCAAGCGUCUCCUUGGCUUCUGCUGUGGCACGUUUUGGGGUGGGAGGGUCCCCCAGGGACACUGGUGGUGCCUCGCGAUGCUGCCAAGGGC